Messenger RNA from Sungouiella intermedia, 537 nucleotides. Lineage: Eukaryota; Fungi; Ascomycota; Pichiomycetes; Serinales; Metschnikowiaceae. The record is from the annotation of a GenBank genome assembly.
AUGGGAUUAUUCAAAAGCAAGAAAGAAGAAUCAAAAUCCGAGCAGGCCCCGGACGCCCCUCCCUCAUACGAUCAGCUGCAACAGGCCCAUAAUCUGGAAGAUACCCCGCAAUAUUCGGGAUCCAGCGAGUAUCCACAGGAAAAGAGUGAUAACCCUGGCCAUGAGAACACUGGAGCCAAUCCUCCCUAUGUCAAUCAUCAAGAUACCAAUUACAAUGUAAAUUAUAGUCAAGGAGGUCAGGGUCAGGGCCAGGGUCAAGGUGUUUACACCAUACCUCCAAAUGACCUCUAUCAAGUCGCUCCGCAACAAAUCAACAUUGCUUACGAGACCACUGGGCAGUACACCAGACCAGGAUAUGUCGAAUACUUGCAGAAUGAUCCACAACGAGUUGCUAGUGGAAACGGUCCCAGGCCUCGGGAGGCAUUUGGACGCCAAGGUGCCCCAUUAAGCAAAGGCAACAAGAACAACGAAAGCACAGGUGGCGGUGCGUUCCCAGGAUCCAGCAAAACCACAUACUACAACGCGGCAAAUAGGUAG